Messenger RNA from Cyprinus carpio (common carp), 921 nucleotides. RefSeq lists its product as uncharacterized. Gene Ontology annotation, cellular component: cell surface; extracellular region. The record is from RefSeq and is a predicted model, not a curated record. Lineage: Eukaryota; Metazoa; Chordata; Actinopteri; Cypriniformes; Cyprinidae. Gene Ontology annotation, molecular function: signaling receptor binding. Gene Ontology annotation, biological process: anatomical structure development.
GUCCAAACAUUCAUUCACCAGCACUCUCAGUCCUUCUGGAUCCUUGUAAAAGUGUGGUUAUGAAAAUGGCAGUGCUUUGCUGUACAUCCAUGCAGCUCUUGCUAGUGGCACUGGCCACUCUGGCUGGGAUCUGUCUGGGAGGGUCUGAUGGGCCCCGUGGAGUGGCUCUUCCUUUUGUCUUUGACCCCAAAGCAACGUGCGACCCACCUUGCAAACAUGCUGGGAUUUGCAUCCGAAACAACAGCUGCUUCUGCUCAAGAGGAUAUGAGGGAGAAACCUGCCAAUAUGCUAACUGUUAUCCAAAGUGUAAAAAUGGUGGAGAGUGCCUUCGACCUGGAAAAUGCAGAUGUCCUUCAGGAUUUGGAGGAAAAUACUGUCACAAAGUGGCUUGUGAUGGUGGCUGUUGGAACGGUGGUGAGUGUAUUGCUGUGAAUGGAAAAGCAAAAUGCAUCUGUCCAUCCAGCUGGACUGGCUCCAGAUGCCAAGAUGCGAUCUGUCCACAGGGAUGCAGGAACGGGGGCAGCUGUGUGGCUCCUGGAAUCUGCAGCUGUCCAGAAGGAUGGAUAGGUGGAGCCUGCCACACAGCUGUGUGUAAAAAGCCGUGUGUGAAUGGAGGGAAGUGUGUGUCUCCUAACACCUGUCGCUGUCGAGCUCCGUUCUCAGGCCCACAGUGUGAAGAGAGGAAGAAGCUCUUCUGAUGUCAGAACACUCUGACCUCUGACCUCAACGCUCCCUCAGAUUGGUGCUAAAGUUACAUGUUUGUUUGUUGAACCCUAACUGAACAUGUGAGGAGUGUGAUGUGUUUUCUAUAUUAUCAUUGUACAUGACAUUAUGACUUUUGUAUUAUUAAGUAGUUUAAGAUAACUGUUGUAUUUUCUUAAGCGUACAUUACACAACUAAUUAAAGAUAAAAUAAAAAUUA